AUGGCCGCCCGCACCAGAAUCUCAAUGAAUGCCGCAUCGGCCAGGAAUGGAGUGGGAUACUUCUUCGCCAUCGUCUUUGUGGCCCUUUCUCUCCUUGCCGUGUACAUGCUCCGUAUAGCAACCAUCAUGUCGGGUGUGGCCGACAAAAUGGAAUAUAUCACCACAAACAGCCAGUUCACGGAACACUCGUUGGAACUACGCACCACGUACACCGGGAUCGCACCUCUGGACAAAGGUCUCUCGUUCCUGGUGGCGGCUUUUAUGAAUGGCGCGGCCGGAUGGGACAGGGGGUUCCUCAUGUUCAUGAUGUAUUUCCUGUUCUCUUUCUUCCCUAUUGUAGCCAUCUGGGCGAUCGAGAGUUGCAGGGAGAGGAACGGGCUUGCUCUGACGAGAUUUACCAGUAUUUAUGCGCUAUUCUACCAAACGGUUGGGGGCGCCAUCAUCAUCCCGAUCUACUACCUGGCAUACCUUUACGACACAUCCUCAAAUCAAUACUGGGCCAAGUUACAACGUGUCCCAUUGCCAUAUGCUAAAGCACUGCCUCCUGCGGUAAUCAUUGGAUAUCUGAUCCCCACGGUCCUGAUGUUCCUGCCUUACUCGACGGCGCACAACCUGUGGACGACCCAGACCAUGGUGGCUUUCUGGCAGCCAUGUCCCUGGUACGUCAACACCCUGCUCUGGCUGUUGCCGACAUUUUAUUCAGGCCGCCGCGCCGGCUCUCAGCCUUCAAACGCUCAAGCCCACCAAGCCACUCAGCCAAAACCAGACCACGCUUCCGGACACGACGACGUCAAAUAUCUCAAUCGGGUCUACCUGGUCUCCUUCGCCGUCGCUGCAUUGUCGCACGUCGCCGUCGCCGUCACGUGCCUCGUAUCCUCGGACCCAGAGCAUUCCUUCCAACACAUGUUUUUGCCUCCAUCAUCAUCGACAUCGUCCUCGUCGACGACGGCGGAGUCAGACCCAAAACAACUCUCAUUGGUCCAGGGCAUGCAUGCCAUCUUCCAAGCAGACUACUGGAUCAUCUUUGCGGCUUCCCUGGUCUGGGCGUACCUGGCAAUCUGGGACCUGAAACGCCUGGGGCUGACGAGGGACGUCAAUCUCGCCACGGCGUUCCUGGCGAUGCUGCUGGGUUGUGUGCUCGUGGGGCCUGCCGCGACGGUCACUAUGGUCUGGUGGUGGAGGGAGGGCAUCUUGGUCGCAGCGGAGCGUACGUAG
Fonsecaea pedrosoi CBS 271.37 is the source of this 1215-nucleotide messenger RNA. RefSeq lists its product as uncharacterized. Lineage: Eukaryota; Fungi; Ascomycota; Eurotiomycetes; Chaetothyriales; Herpotrichiellaceae. The coding region runs from base 1 to 1215 and encodes 404 amino acids. The record is from RefSeq and is a predicted model, not a curated record. The transcript has 2 exons.